UUAUCCCAUAUUUCACGUGAUAGGAUUUUGGAAGACCUUUGGACUUCAAUUCUGCGUAUACUAUUAUUUCAAACCGUAUUUAUGUAAUUACAUAGCCUCAAAUGAGGGACGGGAAAGAGCCGCCGAAUACCUAUUUCCCCACUUUUUAUCACAGCAUCAAUCUUUCAACUUCCACUAUACCAUUUUCUUGAACAAACUGAAUAUUCUGAACAAGAAAAACUCCAUCAAUGAAUCCAGAAAGCUCAAAUACUAACCAAACAAACCCCAGAAAAAGACCAUUAAUAGAAGAAGAACCUAACAAAGACAAACAGCCAACUACACUGAAUUCCAUGGUGGUAGCCAUUGAUCACAACAAUCUCUUUUAUACAGUCUGUUCUAUAUGUGAAAAGACUUUACCUGACCCUUCACCAAAUACCCAUUUCCCCAAUUCUUCUUCUUCUUCUUCUUCAAUACCCUUUUGCAAAAAUUGCAACUUUAACCCUGCUUCUUCUGGUUCCAAACGCCUCUUUCGUGUUCUUAUGUCUAUAGCUACUGAGAAAAGAGUGGUUGUGGUGAUAAUGUUUGAUAGGGCGGCUAGGGUUUUGUUUGGUUGUUCUGCUGAUGAGUUCUUUGAUUUUGCCAAGAUUCACCCUUUCUCCGCUGCGUCUGCCGGUAAAGCUUUGGAGGGAGAGAUGUUGAAGGUCACCUUGUCCCAACCAAAGAAUGGGAAUGCACGGCAUCUGCGAGUGGUAUCAGUUUUGCCAUUGCGGACAGGUUUUCAGCCUGUGAUUGAGACCUUGAGGGAACUAUAUCGAGCAAGAGGUGGUUCAUAGCUAUUGCAUUCAGGUGAAUGAAGCUUACCAAGCCAGUUGCAGAUAAGGUCAUACUCUCCAGCGUAAAUGAGUAGAUUGAUACCAUCCUCAAGAAGUUGAGGAAUACCGACUUCAAGAUUCUUCAUCCAGUCCUUCUGCAUCGCCUGAUAAACUGAAGAACUACAUGAGACAAAAUCAAUAGCGAUGGGAACACCGAGGGCUUUCUUAACUUGGUUAUCGUUGAGGUAAGUUUCCAUUCUCGAGAAGUCAUAGCAGAGGUUACCCUCGCAAGUCUUCCGGAUAUCAUAGUACUGCAGGUAAAAAAGUCCCAAAUCCAUUAGACAGUUAUAAAACAUUUAUGCCUGUAGUUAUAUGACACCAUUGUUUCGUUAGAUAAAACUCAAAGAAGUUGCGUGUUCUUA
Molecule: messenger RNA, 1213 nt
Organism: Solanum dulcamara
Lineage: Eukaryota; Viridiplantae; Streptophyta; Magnoliopsida; Solanales; Solanaceae
Exons: 4
Coding region: 228-812 (194 amino acids)
Source: RefSeq, a predicted model, not a curated record